UCAUCGUGUCACGCAAUGCCUUUAUCAGCUCUCAAACAUGGAAAUUCUGAGGACGAUAAUAAGGUAAAAAGCCAAUCGACAGUGCUGCACUUUGAGAGUCCACAACAUUUUGACCACUGUGAGCCAAAACCAGAUAACAGGCCCCUGACCUCCUCAAAGGCAAAGGAACUAGCGCAAUGGAUGACACACGUUGUGCUUGGGAUCAGAGGAGCUGUCUGCGAGGUUGCAACUCAUACGUGCUGCCACGGAAUGACCUUAAAGAAGUUUUUCGGGCUGUUUGCUUUCCUUGUGAUUUCUUGCCAGCUGUGUCUUUCAAGCGAUGUCUUCCAAGCUGGAAAGGUCAACAUUACUGAUACCUCCCAAAAUAGUCAUGGUUGCCAGUCCGUCUCCUUCAAAACACAGUUCCAGGGCUCAGGUGAUAUUAAAGUCUUUGUUACUCUUAGCCAUGGCAACAAACAUAUCAAAAUCCAAGACCCAGCAGCACUAUGGGUAAAAUCGAUCUCUACGUCAGGAUUUAAGGCUUGCGUUCGUGAGGCAGGAAGUGGUUCUGCAGGCAUGUCUGUCAUUAACUGGCUCUCAUUCCAAGGGUCUCAUCAAGGAAUCAAGUCUGGCAUCGUGGACUUUGAUGAAUGGACUACAAGAACACAGUGCAAACGAGUAUCGAUCUUUGAUAACCAAAGUAAUGGUUUUAAGAACAAGCCUCAAGUGUUUAUUUCUGUUCAGCAUAAGCACACAGACAGACCGUAUGACUCCAUGAAUCUUUGGCUGGAAGGCGUCAGCAAGAAGGAGUUUUACGUCUGUAUGAGAGAGCUCAUGUCCUUUGAUGGCAUUCAUUCGGACCUCAAAGUGCAUUGGUUUGCAUAUGACGUGCUACCAUCCAACUGGAACUUCACUGAAGAAGGGAAGAUUCAUUUCGCUGGAAAUGGGGCACCAUUGAGAAAAAAUUAUUUCGCGUUUUGUCAGGAUUUUAAGUUUGAAAACCCAUUUUAUGAGCCGCCUACAGUCUUGAUAUCCGGAAGUCACAAAAACACCACAAGUGCAUUGUGGGGCAACUCAGAAGGUCCCUGUAACAACGCUAUAAACGUUUGGAUAGAGGAAGUCAGUCGGUCGGCGUUUAAGGUUUGCGUUAAGGACAGCCGAGGACUAAGCAAGAGUCAUGACCCAAUAACCGUACAUUAUGCAAUCAUUGGAGACCUUGACCCGUGCAUCAACGUUACGUGCGAUUACUAUGCUGUCUGCAAGGCAUUCGACACAUUUGACGCCCGUUGCGUGUGCGAAGAAAACUGCCCUUCAUAUGAAGAACAAGUGUGUUCAUCGAGCUCGACUACUUUCAAAAACAAGUGCAUGUUUGAGCUUGAUGUAUGUCGACUGAAGAGCAACCACACUGUGUAUCAUCCUGGAAGUUGUAUGGGUUUUCCAGUUCAAAAAGGAAGAAUUGAGUUGAAGAGAGAUGUUUCCUGGGCUGAGACAGCUUGCGAGUUGGUGACUUUUCAGCCAUUUUCAUUCUACCCAGACAAAGAAGUUCACGUACAGAUUACUACCAAUCACUGGAACUCCACCAGGAGAAAUUUUGUGCACGAAGCCACCGUUUCCUGGGUGGAAAAUGUCAAUUACCAAAAUUUCAGGGUUUGUGCGACAGCUGCGGGAAGAAAUGACCGUGGCACAAAAGAAUUUGCGACUGUCGACUGGAUGGCUUACCAGGGAGCUCCAAAUGGUGGUGUGACAGGAAAUACUCGUAUUCCAGAAUGGUGGACCGGAACGAAAUGCAUAGGAAUUAGUCUGCCAAAGGAUAAAUUUGCUGCAACACCCAUUAUUUUGGCGACAGCGGAUCACGUAACUUCAGCUUACAAGCACGAUGCCGCUAGUCUUUGGAUAGAAAAUGCUACCAGUUCUACCUUCCACAUUUGCCUUCGAGAGUUACAAAAUUACGAUGGCCUUCAUGAGGACAUCCUCGUGAACUGGAUGGCUUUUGAAGAAAUUCACCGCCCACUUUUCGCUGAAAGUAGAAAAAUUGACUUUCCUAACAACAGCUCUGUUUCUGCAAACUACAAUGGUGCAUUCUGCAAGGACGUGCAGUUCGCCAAGACUUAUGAUAAGGAGCCUAAGGUAGUAAUCACCGCGAAUCACAAUUCAGAGGGAAACAACCUAAAGCCAAAGUACAUAUCUGUUACUGCAUGGAUAGAGCAUAUCCAGACAUCAGAAUUUCGUAUUUGUCUCAAGGAAUUGUUUGCUGAUCAGCAUGACCCUGUUACCGUGUCUUACGUCGUCCUGGCGGACGUUUGUAAACCAGGCUGGUUUUACUUUUCUGGCUUUUGCUACUCAACAAGUCAAUCAUGCAAAAACUGGACUGAGGCGCAAAAAGCCUGCCAACUAUACAACACAAGCCUCAUCACGGUAAAAAGUCAAGAAGAAAAUGUCUACAUACAGCACCGUCUGAAUGGAGACAAAGGAUGGAUUGGACUUAAUGACAGAGACACCGAAGGCACUUUUGUUUGGGCUGGCAACCAGCUAAGCAACUUUACCUACUGGGCUCCACGUCAACCCAACGAUUUCCGACUGAACGAGGACUGCGUUCACACCUUGGGAGUUGGACAUAAAUUUGAAUGGAAUGACGUAGAUUGCAAGAGUUGUCAUAAUUACACAUGUUCAGAAGACCUUGAUGAAUGUACAGAAAAUAAUCAUGACUGCAGCAAGAAUGGGAUUUGUACAAAUACACAGGGAUCAUUCAACUGCCAUUGUGCCAUUGGGUUUAGAGGUGAUGGUUGGGGUUGUACAGACAUAGAUGAAUGUUCUUCAGGUUAUGGAUGUCCUAGCAAUGCUUCAUGUCAAAACACAUAUGGGUCGUAUACAUGUACUUGUGAUAAUGGUUACACUGGAGAUGGAAUAACCUGCAGAGAUGUCGAUGAAUGUGUACUCAACAAUCAUAACUGUGACGUCAACGCGAAAUGCACAAACACACAGGGAUCAUUUACUUGCCAGUGUAACAUUACAGCCCACUAUUAUGGCAACGGGACAACCUGCAAUCUUUUCCGAGGUCUUGGAAACUCGUCUAUCGUAGGAAGAGACUCGAAGAAAAUGUUCCAGUUAGAUUCCUGGCUUCAAUCUCGCUUACAGAGUCAGUCUAGAAGUUACUGGAAACUGUGCUAUAGAGCAUCUAGCCAUGGUUGGAGUUCACGUACAUUUCACAGCCGUUGUGAUAACCUGGGAAAAACAGUAACCAUCAUCGAAGCUCAUGGUUACAUAUUUGGCGGUUACACCAGUAGUUCAUGGACAUGGAACUCUGGAUACACGUAUUCAUCAAACGCCUUUAUAUUUUCCCUCAAAAACUACUACGGAUAUGGAUACUUUAAAAAGGAUAUCUAUUACUGGCGCCGUAGCUAUGCAACAUACAGCUAUUAUAAUUAUGGUCCGACGUUUGGGAGCGGACAUGAUAUUUACGUUGCUAACAACGCAAAUAGUAACUAUUAUUCUUACUUUAACGAUCGCUCUUACCACGGUUCAUACUCUAGUGAUUACGUGUGGACAGGAAAUAGAAAUUUUCGUGCAGAUGAGGUAGAGGUUUACUGUGAAGUAACAAUUUAAACAAACACUGAACUGAAACAAAUCUUGUAAAGAUGUUAGCGUGGGACAUUCGUAGUUACUCACAGGUGUUUAUUAAUAAGAAGUACUCUCAGUCUGUAAAGCACAAUCGAAAGAAGAGCAUGUUCAUCAUUCUCUUAAAAAAAAAAACAUAUGUAAAACAAUUGAUUGAAAUCAUCUCUCAUAUGCGCCUAUACAAUGUGGUAUUGUAAUGAUAUCAGACCUUUCAGUCAUAUAUACUGCCGUAUUAGACUGAAAUUUGUGUGUUGAUUUGGACACCAAUAAAGAGGAGUGUGCCUGUAGUAGAAAAACAUCUGGAAAUUCUCGUAACAAAAUGAAAUACAAUAAAGAUCACGCGGAUCCAAAAACCCUUAAAAAUUUUUAGUAGGGAAACAUUUACUGUUUUUUAUAAUAAAGUUUUAUGAU
Molecule: messenger RNA, 4005 nt
Organism: Stylophora pistillata
Lineage: Eukaryota; Metazoa; Cnidaria; Anthozoa; Scleractinia; Pocilloporidae
Molecular function (GO): protein binding; calcium ion binding
Source: RefSeq, a predicted model, not a curated record